Phaeoacremonium minimum UCRPA7 is the source of this 2439-nucleotide messenger RNA. Its product is annotated as putative and ankyrin domain protein. The record is from RefSeq and is a predicted model, not a curated record. Bases 1 to 2439 code for a protein of 812 amino acids. NCBI's taxonomy places the organism in Eukaryota, Fungi, Ascomycota, Sordariomycetes, Togniniales, Togniniaceae. The transcript has 5 exons.
AUGAUUCGAGCACUCGGCGGCCCUUCGUCGACGAUGGACUCGACCCCGACAUCCGCCAUCAAGCUCAACCCGGAGAAGCCCCUGGACUUCUUGUGGCACGAAGCACGGGCAAUCUUCCUGACCUCGCUCACACAGCGCGAUGCCAAGAAGGCGGCAUUGCGCGACGACACCAGUCUCGAUGAGACGGUCAAGUCGCUCCGCCAGGCACAGGAGAAGGUGGCCGCCGCAUACGGCAGCAAAUUCGUCGGCAAGCCCGUCGAGUUCAAGCUGGGCCGCGUGCUGCAGCGCCUCGAGUACCUGCUGCACAUUGGCGAUGAGGCGCUGCGCUACGCGCCCGAGACGGCGUCCUAUGUCUGGUCUGCCUUCCGCAUGAUCUUUGCAGGCUUCCUCAAGGACUUUGAGACAUGUCUUUUCUUGACGGAUGCGAUCGACACGAUCUCGGACAUCGUGUUCGUGUGCGAGAUCUAUGCGAAGCGCCAGCUGAAGAAGUUGCCUGUCUUCAGCGAAGAGGCACAGCUACUUGCGGACAAGAUUCUCCAGAAGAUCCCAGCCCUGCUUGGACUCGUCUUGAGGUUUGCAUAUGAGACCAGGAGACUAGUACUUGGCCACUCAAGCAUCAAGCGCACGCUUUCGGUGGUAUUUGGAGGCUCAGAGGAAUUGACGGAGAUCUUCAACGAUGCCAAAAUGAAGCGUGAUGAGCUCCACAAAGUCGCAGAUAUUGCCUUUCACGAGGCUGCCUUGGAUAUACUCAUGGAAACGCAAGAGGACUCCAAAGCAGUGCUCAAGUUUCUCCAGACAGCCGACGAGGAGCUUGUACCAGCAGUCAAGGCGAUCCAGAGCGAGCAGCUGAAACAAAAGGAAGCCCAGGAGCGCAAGGAUCUCGACAAAGAAUUCAGCGACCAGAUGAAAUGGCUUAGGUCUGGUACUUCCGCAGAGCUUGAUCUGCCAGAAAAGUUUUUUAGGGACAACAUUGAUCGUAGACAUCCGGGAACCUGUAAAUGGAUCCGAGAAGAUGAGCUAUUCAGACACUGGCUUGGAGAUCUUGAUGACCAGACACCGGAUCGUCUCCUCUGGGUGAUGGGCGAGGCUGGCUACGGUAAAUCCGUGCUCGUUUCCUCUGUUGUGGAAUGGCUUGAAGAUCAGGAACCAGAGCAAGGAAAAGACCGACCUAUCAUACUUAAGUUCUUUUGCAAGACUGGCAACGAUGCAACCCAACGUGGAAACAGAAUCAUGCUUCACUUUCUUCUGCAGUUGCUCAACGAAGCUGGCAAGGAACCAGUCAAAAAGAGCAAGUCGAGUGAUGACAAGGCUUUCCAAAGUCGAAAGAAAAGAUGUGUCGAGUAUAUCAAAGAAGCGCGAACUAACAGCAAGGAAUCUAUGACUAUCACUUUCAAAGAUUUCCAAGCGAAAUCGGGCAUGCAACCACUUCUGAUUGCUCUCGCCAAGGCCCUCGAGAAGCGUGUUUACGUGAUUUUGGACGCGCUGGACGAGUGCAACGAUUGGAGUGACGGUCUUCUAGACGCUCUUUUGCAGAUAGCUGAUACCAAUGCUAACAUCCGGGUUCUUAUCUCAAGUAGACCAGAGGAAGAAAUCCGGGAUGCUCUUCACGGGUAUCCAUUCAUUGAUGUCACGAAAGUCAGCACUGCUAAGGAUGUGGAGUCGUAUAUUUCAGGGUCAUUGAAGCAGAUCAAACGCUUCAAAAAAGACCAGCGAAGUAUUGCAAGCACUACUAUUGCCACGAAAUCAGAUGGAAUGUUUAGAUAUGCGAACCUGGCCGUUGAGAGUUUGAAACGACCAAAAGCUGUUAUGACAUCAUUCAAGAAGCUUAUGGAUGAGUUUCCUGACGGAAUGGCCGGUCUAUAUAGACAAGAACUCCAAACCCUGCAUCCAGAUAGUCGGCACAUCCUUCUGGUCGCUCUCAGAUGGAUGGUCUGUGGUGAAGGCCGUAUCUCGGCUGGCCCAAUAGCGGAUGAGCUUGAACACACAUUCUUGGAUGAAGAUGACUUAGAUGAGGAGGAAGAGACGGCGAGCCAGGAGGUUACUGAUCAAUCUGACGACGAGUCCGACGACAGUAGUUCUGCAAGCAGUGGUGAUGAAAACGAGUCUGUCAAGGAAACCAAUGCGGGAGCGACUGAAGAGCGUAAAGAAGACGGAGAUGAGGACGAGAACAAAAAUGGCCAAGCGGAGAUCGCAGAAAAUAAUGCACAUGACAACACCUCUCAAGGCGGGACUAAUAUUAGUGAUGACGAAGACGAGGGCAGCCGAGAGUCCAUCAACAUCCUAAAGAAUGUGAGCCGGAACUUCCUCAAAUUCGACAAAGAGGACCAUAUAUCGCUUCAGCAUGCAUCGGCGAACCUGUCCAAUCUGAAGAGCAACCAGAUGCGGAUCACUCCGACACUGAGUCAAUUCAGUAUGCCCCGACCGACGCAGGAUCAGUAG